AUGGAGGGUGAGCCAUCCUCUGGUGCCUCCAAGGCCAACCCGUCUGCUAACCUGAGCGAAACGCCGGUCCGCGUCAAGGCUGUUCAAAGCGCGUCUUACAUGGAAGGCAACCUCGAUGCAGCUCGCAGAGCCGUGAUGGAAGAUCUUGGAACGACCAUACCGGAGGUCAAGCCUGAAUUCUUCCGGAAAUACCUCCUUCCUCGGCUUCCCGUAGGCGUUAACAUCGACCAGCUAGUUAACAAACUUUGCAAAGAGGGCGACAUCGAAGGAAACCGUUGGGCGGCAUUCCAAGAGGAUCCCAAAAAUUCCUCCCAGUGCGAGGACGGCUGCUUCGAAUCUCUCGCAGAUGUGGCAACAGCUAUCGCAAAGGCCGCAAGAAAGAUGACACGCAAGAAACAGCUAUUCGAGUUUGCCCAGAACCCAGCCCACGCGCCCAAGUCCAAGACGAGGACGUCGAAAAGUCGCCCGGAUGGAUGUUUCAUCCGCAAGUCAGGGCCUAAGGGUAAAUUCCGAUGGAUGGACAUCGCGCUUUCCGCUGAAUACAAGAAGGUGGAGAACGCUAAAACUAAAGAUGAUGUAAGCACAUCCGAUUUCAAAACUGAAUACUGGGCUGAUAGCUAUGGCAGGAUGUCCGAAAGCCGCACAGAGCUGCUUGUGAGCAAGCCGAUUGAUUUCAUGUCGGCACAUCAUGAGGUCGUUCAUUUCUUCGUCGCGAUGAUGUACGCGGCUGAACAUGAGGCGGGAUGGGAUCCCACAAUGGAAUACGUGCGCAAGAUGAACGGCACGGGCGACGAGCUUGAACUGGACAAAGAAGGUAAACCCCGCCUCGACAUCGAUGUCCAAGAUCAGAAUGGAACAGUCGUACGGUAUCGGACUAUAAGAUGGUUAUCGGACGAUGGCGCAAAUGGUCUGCGAGGCAGGGGUACGCGUGUCUGGGAGGUGUGUAUAUUCGACAAGAAUAAGGAAGGUGUCGAUCGCUUCGCUCUCAAAGACCAGUGGAUCGAUGCCGAUCGCCUACGAGAAGGCAUGAUCAUCUACAAGCUCCGGAACACGAAAACAGAUGAUGCGACAAGAGACAUUAUCGACCAAUCGCUACUCACUGUGGAACAUCACGGAGAUGUCUACGUGGAAGGCAUGCUCGAUCAUACCCGCAAUCUCAUGACGCGCCGUGGCGAGCCGCACCACCAUUACCGCUUCAAACUCCAACAGAUUCCGGAGGACGGAGUUGAGGAGAACAGUACAGCCCAGUCGAGCAACCGGACGCCAGCAGGCGUAGGCUUCCACCAGACUUCAGCAGAGCUGAGGACGGCCUCCGCACAGAAGAUCUAUACAUACCAUCCAAAGGUCCAUUACCGUAUCGUGUUCAAGGAGGUAUGCAUACCGAUUCACGAGAUCACUUCGCUCAAGAACAUCUUCUAUGUGCUCAUAGAUGCUGCACUUGCGCUGGUGGCAUUGCAUGAACUUGGAUGGGUGCAUCGUGACAUGAGCGCGGGUAAUCUCCUCAGCUUCAUGCAGGAUGGAGUGCUGUGCUGCAAGCUGACAGAUCUCGAAUACGCCAUGCAGCUGAAAGAUCGUUUGGGUCACGAAAUCCGGACUGAAGCAAAGGCGAAAGAAGCCAAGCCGCCUCUGAACGUAGCCGCUUCCAACCGAGUCGCCCUAGACCGGAUAAGGGCCUUAAAACGUGGAAACCCUGGUAAAAUCGUCAAUCGAGUCAAGAAGAUUAUCCGCAUCGUGCCCUUCCGGUACAACCCCCUUCAUGAUAUUGAAUCCCUUUGGUGGGUGGCAAUAUACUUCGUCUUCAACAGAUCGGUGGUCAAGGUCGGUGGUAAACCCCCAUCCAUGGACGCGUCGCAGCGGGGAGACUACUCCAGUCAGAAGAUUUACACGAAGUUGUUAGCCACAUCGCCGCAUGCAAGAUUUACAGCGUUAGAGGACGAGACUGACCUUCACCAGCAAAUCAUCUACCUACACGCUGCCAUACGGGAGAUCGCUGAUGACCUCAACGAGAUCAGGAUGCGACUAGUCAACUGUUAUCUGAAAGCUGAGCAGGAUCUAGGCGCAAUCCGUCACACAAUCGGCCAUGACCUCCUUCAUGACGUCUUCAUAACAUCCUUCGAAAAUAUUGUUAGCAAGCUCCAGGAAAACGACAUUCAAGUCGACAUUCUACGCAAUGAUCCACGACAAUAUGUCGAGGAUCCGUUCGAGAUCCCGACUCAGGGCGACGUUACCGACGACAACGGUCCCACUGAUGAUGACGACACAGAAGAAAACUCAGACGGAGGUGACCAGGGAUCCGGCCUCGCAGCUCUCACUCGAGAGGUAAGCGCCGGAGACAUCGCCGAAGAGGCAACUGCCAAGGAUGAUGCGCAAGACGUAGUUGUCGAAGACCCUGACGCUGGAAGAUCUGUUGACAAAGAUACCGGCCCAUCCGACGCACUACUCGUCUACAGCGCAAGCGCACUGUUCCCAUCCGAUAUGGGACAGAGUCCAAUGUGA
This is a messenger RNA of Postia placenta MAD-698-R-SB12, 2496 nucleotides long. RefSeq lists its product as hypothetical. NCBI's taxonomy places the organism in Eukaryota, Fungi, Basidiomycota, Agaricomycetes, Polyporales, Adustoporiaceae. The record is from RefSeq and is a predicted model, not a curated record. The transcript is spliced from 6 exons. Bases 1 to 2496 code for a protein of 831 amino acids.